This is a messenger RNA of Rhizopus microsporus ATCC 52813, 895 nucleotides long. RefSeq lists its product as uncharacterized. Bases 1 to 654 code for a protein of 217 amino acids. Gene Ontology annotation, molecular function: DNA binding; zinc ion binding. The transcript has 2 exons. The record is from RefSeq and is a predicted model, not a curated record. Lineage: Eukaryota; Fungi; Mucoromycota; Mucoromycetes; Mucorales; Rhizopodaceae.
AUGACAGAACAAAAGAGUGAAGGGAUCUAUACUUAUUGCAUCGAAUACGCCAAGACAACACAAUCCCGAUGUGCAGCAUGUAAAAAGGGCAUUUCUGUUAAAUCUCUUCGUGCGGCCGAGAUCUUUAGAAAAAGUCCUAAAGAAAAAAAGAAUCUUGCUAGACAUACCUGGUAUCACUUCAAGUGCUUUAAAGUACCUACAUUGCUCACACAGAUACCUAUUGAACAAUUUAGAGGAUAUCCUACUCUGAAGGAAAAGGACAAGGCUCGUGUACAAAAACUCAUCAAACAUGGUAAAGGUGCAACUUGGGCAGCUAUUGUAGAAAAAGAAAAGGCAGAAGAAGGAGAAGAAGAAGCUGUGACCAAGAAAAAAGAAACGAUCGAUGAAAAUAUAGAUAUAACAGAAAAGUUAACGGGCAUACAAGAAAAGACUGAAAAGAACAAGAUAGAAGAGAAAAAGACUGAAAAGAAAAAGGUGGAAAAGAAAAAUGAUAAAAAGCUGAAAGCAAAGACAGAAGAAAAGAAUAAAGUAAACAAGAAAAAGAAACCUGCUACAACGGAAGUAGCACAUAAACCAAAGAAGGUGGUACUUCCUACAGAGGAUCAAAUCGAAUUAGAGACUAUCGCAAAGGAAUUCCAAGCACUGAAAAAAUAAAAAAUAAAGAUGUAUUUACACGUUUAUUAAAGGCUUCUUAUUUACGACGAACAAUUUCCCAACCAUCUUCAUCCACUGUGGGCUGUUCUGGGGCUGCCUCCUCCAUCUCUUGAUCUCCCUCAGCAUCUUGUUCAUCCUAUAUUUAGGUCAAUACACGAAAACAUGUUUGGCAAUACUAUACUGUACAUCAUUUUCAUCGCCAUCCACCUCAUCAUCGCUUUCUUGUUUUACACAGUUGGAA